AUGGCAAAUGAAGUAAAUACUGAAAACGACGCGGCAGAUGUUGACAUUUGUCGUGUAUGUCGAUGUGAAGGCGCACUCGAUCGACCACUUUUCUAUCCCUGCUUAUGUCACGGAAGUAUUCGAUAUGUUCACGAUGACUGUUUAAUACAAUGGUUGAGAAUAUCACGAAAAGAUGAAUGUGAAUUAUGUGGAACAAAGUUUCGCUUUACACCUAUAUAUCAUCCAUCAAUGCCUCCUGGUCGUUUACCAUUAAAAGAUUUAAUUAAUGGUCUAUUACGUACUUUUUUCAAAGCUUUAAGAUAUUGGCUUCAUUAUGUAAUUGUGGCUUUUUGUUGGCUCGGUGUGGUACCAAUAACAGCUAGUCGUAUAUAUCGAUGUCUUUUUGCUGGAUCAAUAUCAUCAAUUCUUACAUUACCAUACGAUAUUGUUUCCACAGACCAUAUACUAACGGAUGUACUUCAAGGUGGUUUAGUUGUUUUUUGUUCUCUGGGUGCUUUUAUUUGUCUACUUUGGUUAAGAGAACAAAUUUUAACUGGUGGUGGACCAGCAUGGUUACAACCAGCUGAUCCAGAACCUGCUCGACAAGCAGCAGCAGCGGCGGCAGCAGCAGCAGCAGCGGCGGCAGCAGCAGCCGCAGCAGUAGCACCACCACUACAAGCAAAUGGUAUUGCACCAAUAGUGCCAGUUGACGCAAUACCUCUUCUUCUUCCUCCACCUCUUCCUCCUGCUCCUCUCCCUGUCGAACCUGAUCCUAUCAAUCCUGAACAACCAAUACCUCAAAAUGAACUUGAACAUGAAGAAGUUGCUUUUGUGGAUGCUAUUGAUGAUGAAGAUGAUGAUGAUGAAGAUGAAGAUGGUGAAGAAGAACAAGCAAAUUUAAUUGCUCAACCAGCUGUUGUUGCUGGAAAUGCACAAAAUGCUGAACAUAAUCAUAAUUGGAUUGAUUGGGAUCGAGCUGCUGAUGAUUUAACAUGGGAGCGUUUAUUAGGUCUUGAUGGUUCAUUACAAUUUCUUGAACAUGUAUUUUGGGUUGUUACACUAAAUACAUUAUUUAUUCUUAUAUUUGCAUAUGCACCUUAUCAUCUCGGUAAAAUAAUCAUAUCAAGUAAAACCUUUAAACAAACAAUUGCCGAUACACGUUUUACAAUUCCAAUUAAUACUUUAACAACAUAUGGUUGUGUCAAUGCAUUUAUUGGUUAUUUUUUCAUAUCAUUUGUUCUAUUAAUAACAUUUACUAUACUCAGUUUUGUCAAUUAUUUAACACGUAUACGUCGUCUUGUUGGACUUGCUUAUAUUGUAUUAAAAGUAGCAUUACUUGUUAUAUUAGAAAUUCUUCUUUUUCCAUUUAUAUGUGGAAUAUGGCUUGAUGUAUGUUCAUUAAGAAUAUUAAAUGAACGUACAGUUACAUUAAAUGAUCGUUUAACACAAUUUCAAAUGAGUCCUGGUACAAGUACAUUUUUACAUUGGUUAUGUGGAAUGGUAUUUGUUUUUUAUUUUGCAACAUUUAUAUUUCUUUUACGUGAAGUUGUACGACCAGGUGCAUUAUGGUUUUUAAAAUCUAUCAAUGAUUUAGAUUUUAAUCCUAUACAAGAAAUGAUUCAAUUACCACUUGCAUUACAUUUAAGACGUUUUGCAACAUCAAUUAUUGUGUUUGGUUUUGUUAUUAUUCUAAUGUUUUAUGUUCCUAGUGAAUUACUUAUACGUUGUAUACCAAAAUUCUUACCAUUUAAUGUUAAAGGAAGUCUAGAAACAGUUGUAAGUGAAUUAAUGAUUGAAUUUAUUUUAUUACAAGGUAUAUUACCAACAUUACUUGAACAAGGACAUACACGAACUAUGCUCAAAUAUUUGCUUCAAUUAUGGGUUGAAUUAGCGUCAUGGCUUUUAGGUUUACGUUCAUUUCUUCUUGGUGAUGCAUCAUCACCAACUAUUACAAAUACACCACGAGUCGAUCAAAAUGAUAAUGUUUUACCAUUGCCAGUAGUCAAUGUUCCUGAUCAAGUUGAACAAGUACCACCUGUACAAACACCUACAACGCCAUCAUCAUCAGCUCAAACAUUUAUUGAACCAACAUUUUUUCGUCUUCGUCUAGUUGGCCUUUGUUUAUUUACUUGUUUAUCAUUAGCAAUCCUUUCUAUUCUUGGUUUAACCAUUCCAGCAACAAUUGGUCGUUGUCUUCUUGGUCUUGUAACAGGUUCAGCAAAAUUACAUGAAUUAUAUACAAUACUUACUGGUUUAUAUAUUCUUUGGCUUAUAUCACGUAUUAUAUUUUUUAUUCGAUCACUUCUACCAUUUGAUAUCAAUAAUAUCUUAACACGUUUAAAAUCAUACAGUAUUUUAUGUUUACGUGUUGUAAUGUGUACGUUUUGUGUUAUUGGUUAUGUUCCAUUUAUGAUUGGACUUGCAAGUGAAUUAGUUCUGAUUAUACCUUUAAGUACAUCUAUUGAACAAACCGCUGUACUCACACCAUUACGUGUUUGGAUUAUUGGUUUACUUAAUACAAAAAUAGCUAUAGCAUUGAUUAUGAGUGGUCCUCAAUGGCGUUUAAAAGCUGUUCUUGAACGUCUUUAUCAAGAUGGUUUACGUCGUAUUGAUUUUGCAUUUUUAAUUAAUGAAUUUCUAUUACCAUUUACACUGAAUAUUGGAAUGUUUAUGGCAUUUCCAUACUUAGCUGUAUCAUAUAUAGCACCAUCAUUAUUUUAUUCAACAACUGUACAUCAAAUUGAACGUUAUAUCUAUUCAGCUAUAAUAUCAUUUAUGUUAUUAUUAGCAUUUGUUAUAUUUCAAAUCAAACAACUUCGUCUAUUAUUUGAACAUGUACGUGAUGAAAAAUAUCUAGUUGGUCGUCGUUUAAUUAAUUUUGAAAGAUAA
Messenger RNA from Adineta steineri, 2868 nucleotides. NCBI's taxonomy places the organism in Eukaryota, Metazoa, Rotifera, Eurotatoria, Adinetida, Adinetidae. The record is from the annotation of a GenBank genome assembly.